UGCGUGUGUGUGUGUCGUCGUUCACUUCCUGGUCAUAUGAGAAGGGAAUCACUGCGUUGUUUCCCGGUCAAGCAGCAGCUCGUUACAGCUUACAACACAACAUCAGCUCCUUUACAGGUUUGCUGACCUGUAACCGUGUUGUAAACUGAACACUCGACCCACAAGGACAACAAACUAAAGUUUUGCAACCCCCCUCUCUUCUCCUGAUUUCUGGAUUGUUCGCCGUGAACGUGGGCCAGAAGACAAUCUGUUUUCCAUCCACUUUUUCCAACACAACAAGCAGAAAGCAAUUUCAAAGAGAGGACAGUGGAUUCAAUGAGGGAGCCAGAGAGGGAGGAGCAGAUUGACGCCAGCAUGCCUCCCAAAUUUAAGCGGCACCUGAACGAUGACGAGGUCACCGGCUCUGUGCGCAGUGAAAGGAGAAACUUGCUGGAGGAAGACUCUGAUGAGGAGGAAGACUUCUUUUUAAGAGGACCAACUGGACCCAGAUUUGCCCCCCAGAAUGACAAAAUUAGACAGGUGCAGUCUCAGGUUGAUGAGGUCAUCGAUGUGAUGCAGGAGAACAUCUCCAAGGUGAUUGAACGUGGAGAGCGCUUAGAAGACCUGCAGGAUAAAUCUGAGAGUCUGUCGGACAACGCAUCUGCGUUCAGCAGCCGGGCCAAACAGCUGCACCGGAGGAUGUGGUGGAGGGACAUAAAGAUGAAGAUGAUCGUGGCGUUAGUGAUAGUCGUAUUGCUGCUUAUUAUAAUUAUCCCUGUGAUACUGCGAUAUCACUAGUUUCCUGGAUGGAGGUUGGAGGCUUCAUCUUACUCUUCCUCCAUCCUCCUCAUCUUCUUUUGUCAUUCCUCCACACAAGAACGGGACGCUGCAAGACCGACUGAAGAUUCAGCAGGAUCAUCAACCCUGGGACAGUGAAGAGCUUGUGUGUGUGUGUAUGUGUGUGUAUGUGUGUGUAUGUACACAUGUUUAAGGAGAAUGUUCUUUGACAAAAGGCCACACGCCAUUGCAAGCGGUCCACCCCAGAUUACAUCCAACACCGCACUGUAUCCUCCUCAUGCAGUAAAUGUAUAUACAUCGUAGUGUUUCUAAAACUAGAAUCAAUCUUAGUCUUACAGUUUAUAUCCGAUUUUAUUAUUAUACUGUCGUCUGACAAAACAAAGACCUCAGCCAUUCCUCUCAUGCUCACCAGCCCUCACAAACACACACCUAUCAUCUGUUCACCCCCAUUUAGUAGAAGUAGGUCACCACGCAGGAGAGGAAGCCUUCCCCCUUCACUCUGUACUGUUGAUAAGAUCUCAUUAAAACACAUUAUUAGAGUUAAACCAAGAUCCACUGGCACAGAAAAAAAAAGCCUCUUAACUAAACAUCUGCUUCUGUAAUCAAGUUCUCUUAAAGGAAAUACUUUUUUUUUUUUUUUUAAGUUAUUGGCAAGUUUUUUUUUUGUUUGUUUUAUUUAAAGGUAAAUGAUCACGGCUAAUUGUGGUGAGUUGUACGUUUUGGUUUUCACUGAGCACUUCUUAUAAAAGGUGUAAGUAAUCUAGCUCUGUUUCUACUAAUUUUGAUAAUUUAUUCUUGCUGCUUUUUUUGAGCUUCAUUAAGGUGUAAGGCCAUGCAAACCUGAAUACUCAUCUGAUGACUUCCAGCAAUGAGGUGAUGAAACGAGUGGAAAUUCGAAUCUGUAGCUUAUAAAUAUCUAUACACACACACACACACACACACCACACGUUCACACACACCUCAUAGACGUAAAUCUCGUAAACCAAACGACUCAAGCUGCCUCACACUGAAUAUAUCCAGUAAAGUAGGACCAGACUUAACUGCAGUAUUUUUUUGGACAGGUCAUAUGGAAACGAUAUGCUUCUUUACCCACACAUGGGAUUUUAAAAGCCUUUAAUCUUACUCGAGGAAGAACGAGCACAGUGUUUUGAGUUUAGAAAGUGGGUUAGAUGAGUAAUCAGAUAUGUACAGCCUAUAGUGGAGUUGCUCUUAAUGGUUUUGUUGUUAACAGGAAAAACACAGAGACCUGUGUAAAAUUUGUAUCGCUUUAAUGAUGUACUAUUCUUUUGUAUUUAAUUUAUAUGUAAAUAUCCAUAACUUAAAGAUGGGGAAAGUGCAUUAAUAGACUGUGAAUUACUUUUGCGUUUUGAAAUAAAUUGCUUUUAAAGGCGA
Molecule: messenger RNA, 2169 nt
Organism: Tachysurus vachellii
Lineage: Eukaryota; Metazoa; Chordata; Actinopteri; Siluriformes; Bagridae
Gene: vamp4
Product: vesicle-associated membrane protein 4
Exons: 9
Coding region: 316-777 (153 amino acids)
Biological process (GO): vesicle-mediated transport; Golgi ribbon formation
Cellular component (GO): membrane
Source: RefSeq, a predicted model, not a curated record